Misgurnus anguillicaudatus (oriental weatherfish) is the source of this 966-nucleotide messenger RNA. The record is from RefSeq and is a predicted model, not a curated record. NCBI's taxonomy places the organism in Eukaryota, Metazoa, Chordata, Actinopteri, Cypriniformes, Cobitidae.
UUGGGGAGGAGGUGGAACAGUGUAAUGCUUUCCUCUCUAGAAUUGCAGUGACUACAAAGCAUAUGUCAAAAGCAGGUGAAAUAACCACACAUUGCACUAGCUAUAUUAUUACCCAAGUAAGUGAAUUAGAUAACAUUAUAUAAUUUGUGUUUACAUGUCGUACUGACAUGCUCACUCUGAUGGCUAUGCACUGGAAUCGGCAAAAGUUUAAGAAUUUGGCCACCUCACUGACUUGCCGAUAUCAGAAGGCCACAAAAGCCCUUCAAAGCCAGCUGGAAAACCUGGAGUCGAUGAAAGCUCAACUGGCAGUAACAUCGAGCCAAUUAGAAGACUGGGUCAAUGAUGUACAGGAUUGGUCAAAUGCAGCAACCACAACAAGUGAUGUUGAUGCCUUGGCCAGCAGAAUUGAGGUGUUGGUGGCAAGUAUCAAAAGGCGUUCCCAGCGUCUCUAUAAAGAAACCGAUGGCAGCAAGGGUCGUGCCAGGUUCCGGCGCAAGAUAAGGGAGGAGAAGGGGACUCUGGCUUCUUUUGUGGAGAAAUACAACCAAAUGGUUCCAAGCACUGAAACUCUAUGCUUGGAAACCAUUCUCUCUGGUGAGACAGCUUGGCCAUGGCAGCUACCACACACGGUCAUUCUCCUAAAUGUAUUCCAGACUCUGUCAGUCUGCAGACAAAGAGAAAGGCAUUUGACGUCAUCAUGUCACUAAAGAGACUUGAGGAAGAGAAGAAGAUUCUUGUGGCAGAAAUGAGCCACCAUUGGAAAUUUCUUUCAGCUCGUGCCAAUGCCCUUAAAGAGCUGUCCUGUCUUAUUUCUAGUGACACAUUGGAAGGUAUGUGUAACAUAUUGUGUUAUAUUAUAGCUAAAUUCAUUUCUUGGUGUUGUUUAUUUUCUGUUUAAUAUACUAUAUGGAAAAUGGUAUUGGACACCCCUUUAAACAGGUUUGACUACUUGAGUCAUUUUCUUUA